Molecule: messenger RNA, 4998 nt
Organism: Phyllopteryx taeniolatus (common seadragon)
Lineage: Eukaryota; Metazoa; Chordata; Actinopteri; Syngnathiformes; Syngnathidae
Product: electrogenic sodium bicarbonate cotransporter 1-like
Exons: 27
Coding region: 245-3562 (1105 amino acids)
Biological process (GO): bicarbonate transport; regulation of intracellular pH; monoatomic anion transport
Cellular component (GO): basolateral plasma membrane; plasma membrane
Molecular function (GO): solute:inorganic anion antiporter activity; sodium:bicarbonate symporter activity; monoatomic anion transmembrane transporter activity
Source: RefSeq, a predicted model, not a curated record
CACGCGGACGGCGCUUUUUUGGUUCGUUUGCCCCCCCCCCCCCCAACCCCCACCCCCCGCCGAGCGCGCACGAUGACGCCUGGACGCCACCUGUGAGGCCCGCCUCAACACGACCCGCCGCCCGCCGCCAACCUCCCGGCACGGACGCGCUCGGCAAGCCGGCUCGCAGUCACCGCCGCUCGGCUACACGUCGGCUCGUCGUCCGCUUCCACGGAAGACAGAAGAAGAAGGAGAAGACGCGACCAUGACUUCGGAGAAGAAAGUGGAGGACGAGGCGGUCCUGGACCGAGGGGCGUCUUUCGUCAAGCACGUUUGCGACGAAGAGGAAGUGGAAGGUCACCACACGGUGUACAUCGGCGUUCACGUUCCCAAGAGCUACCACCGCCGCAGACACCACCGCCGCAAGUCCAGCCACAAGGAGAGGCGGGAGCGCGCCGAGCACAGCGCCGAGGGCUACAAGUCGGACGGCGACAACGCGGACGACGUCGGCGCCAGUCUCCUCAAGCCGCUCAUUUCCCCGGCGGAGAGGAUCCGCUUCAUCCUCGGUGAGGAAGAUGACGGCCCCCCGCCUCCUCAGCUCUUCACCGAGCUGGACGAGCUGCUGGCGGUUGACGGGCAGGAGAUGGAAUGGAAGGAGACUGCCAGAUGGAUCAAGUUUGAGGAGAAGGUGGAGAAGGGCGGCGAGCGCUGGAGUAAGCCCCACGUGGCCACGCUGUCGCUGCACAGCUUGAUGGAGCUCAAGACGUGCAUCGAGAAGGGCACCAUCAUGCUGGAUCUGGAGGCCUCCACGUUGCCGCAAGUCGUCGAGAUGGUGACUGACAGCCAGAUCGAGAGCGGCCAGUUGAAGGCGGAUCUGAAGGAGAGGGUUAUGUACACGCUGCUACGCAAGCAUCGCCACCAGACCAAGAAGUCUAACUUGCGCUCGCUGGCCGACAUCGGCAAAAGCGUCUCCAGCGCGAGCAGGCUGUUUUCCAGUCAGGAGAAUGCGCGCAACCUCACCGAGCACCCGGUGCCUUGUUUAUCCCCACAUGAGCCAGAAGACCCCUGUGAGGUCCUGAGGAGUGCCAGCAUGGGAUACCUCUGUAGUCCAACCACGGCCCAUCGCACCCUCACCUCCAACAGCCUGAGCGACUUCUCGGACAAACCGGAGAAGGAUCAGCUGAAAAACAAGUUCAUGAAAAAGCUCCCCCGCGAUGCCGAGGCAUCCAACGUGCUGGUGGGCGAGGUGGACUUCCUGGAGAGCCCCUUCGUGGCGUUCGUCCGCCUGCAGCACGCCGUCAUGCUGGGAGCGCUCACCGAGGUGCCGGUGCCCACCAGGUUCCUUUUCCUGCUGCUGGGCCCCAAAGGAAAAGCAAAGUCGUACCACGAGAUCGGAAGAGCCAUCGCCACCCUGAUGUCCGACGAGGUGUUCCACGACAUCGCCUACAAGGCCAAGCACCGGCAGGACCUGCUGGCCGGCAUCGAGGAGUUCCUGGACGAAGUCAUCGUGCUGCCCCCUGGCGAGUGGGACCCCGACAUCAGGAUAGAACCGCCCAAGUCGCUGCCGUCCUCAGACAAGAGAAAGAACCAUUAUGCUGGCUUGGAACCCCCGUCCAUGAACGGCGAUUACCCUCAUGACGAAGGUCAAGGCGGGGGCGGAGGUCACCAGGUCGGCGAGGAGCUGCGGUGCACCAGAAGGUUCUGCGGGGGUCUGGUUCUGGACGUGAAGCGCAAGCUGCCGUUUUUCGCCAGCGACUUCUACGACGCGCUGCACAUCCAGUCGCUGUCCACCAUCUUGUUCAUCUACCUGGGCACGGUCACCAACGCCAUCACCUUCGGGGGGCUGCUGGGGGACGCCACGGAGAGCAUGCAGGGAGUGCUGGAGAGCUUCCUGGGCACGGCUCUGACGGGCUCGGUGUUCUGCCUGCUGGCGGGUCAGCCCCUCACCAUCCUCAGCAGCACCGGACCCGUUCUGGUCUUCGAGAGGCUCCUCUUCAACUUCAGCAAGGACAACGGCUUCGACUACCUGGAGUUCCGUCUGUGGAUCGGCCUGUGGUCGGGCGUCUUCUGCCUGAUGCUGGUGGCGACCGACGCCAGCUUCCUGGUGCAGUAUUUCACGCGCUUCACCGAGGAAGGCUUCUCGGCGCUCAUCAGCUUCAUCUUCAUCUACGACGCCUUCAAGAAGAUGAUCAAGCUGGCGCACCACAACCCCAUCAACGCGCGCUUCCGCGCCGACCUCGUCACCCAGUUCGACUGCAGCUGCGAGCCCGGCAACACCACGGACCUCUUUGACGCCGCCGCCUGGACAAACAGUUCCGACCUGUCGGAGAAUGCCACGUGGGUGUCCCUGAGCCGUAGUCAGUGCGUCAAGUACGGCGGGCGACUGGUGGGCGAGGCCUGCGGCUACGUGCCUGACAUCACCCUCAUGUCCUUCAUCUUGUUCUUUGGCACCUACACUUGCUCCAUGGCGCUCAAGAAGUUCAAGACCAGCCGCUUCUUCCCCACCAAAGUGAGGAAGCUGAUCAGUGACUUUGCCAUCAUCCUGGCCAUCCUCCUCUUCUGUGGCGUCGACGCUCUGGUGGGCGUGGACACCCCCAAGCUCAUAGUGCCAAGCGAAUUCAAGCCCACCAGUCCGUCUCGAGGCUGGUUCAUCCCUCCCUUCGGGGGCAACCCCUGGUGGGUGUACCUGGCCUCCGCCCUCCCCGCCCUGCUGGUCACCAUCCUGAUCUUCAUGGACCAGCAGAUCACGGCGGUCAUCGUCAACAGGAAGGAGCAUAAACUCAAGAAAGGGGCGGGGUACCACCUGGACCUGUUCUGGGUGGCGAUUCUGAUGAUGGUGUGCUCCUUAAUGGGCCUGCCCUGGUACGUGGCCGCCACCGUCAUCUCCAUCGCGCACAUCGACUCGCUCAAGAUGGAGACCGAGACGUCGGCGCCAGGAGAGCAGCCCAAGUUCCUGGGAGUCAGGGAGCAAAGGGUCACCGGAAUCAUCGUUUUCAUCCUGACCGGACUUUCCGUGUUAAUGGCCCCCGUCCUCAAGUUCAUUCCCAUGCCGGUGCUGUAUGGCGUCUUCCUCUACAUGGGCGUGGCCUCGCUCAACGGCGUCCAGUUCAUGGAUCGCCUGCAGCUGCUGCUGAUGCCCGCCAAGCACCAGCCGGACCUGAUCUACCUGCGCCACGUGCCCCAGCGCCGCAUCCACCUGUUCACCUUCAUCCAGGCCUUGUGUCUGGCGCUCCUCUGGGUGCUCAAGUCCACCGUCGCCGCCAUCGUCUUCCCCGUCAUGAUCUUGGCGUUGGUGGCCGUGCGCAAGGCCAUGGACUACGUGUUCUCCCAGCACGACCUGGGCUACCUGGACGACGUCAUCCCCGAGAAGGACAAGAAGAAGAAAGAGGACGAGAAGAAGAAGAAGCACAAGAAGAAGGGCAGCAUCGACUCGGAAAACGACUUUUCCGACUAUCCCUACCAUGACAAUAUUCCCAGUAUAAAAAUCUCCAUGGAUUUGAUGGAGCAGGAGCCCAUGUUGGGGGACAAGUCUUUGGCUAGAGACUCAUCGCAGACUGCCCUCAACGCACAUUCGCCGUGCUGAGCACCGCUUGGAGUCGUCCACCGUGGCCGAGUACCCUUGAGAGAGGCGCAUACACCCAAGCGUCACCUCACAUCCGAAUCGACGGCGACGCCGAGGGCAACACUUUUUUCUGGAAAAAAGCCUCUGAAACGGACCUGUGAAAAGAUCUGACGAGCAACUCAUGAAUUUUUUUUUUUUUUUUUUUUUUUUACUCACCCUAGAGCUAUUUUUUAAAUAUCCCUUUACAAUCACAAAUGGCUGGAUCUAUUUUUUAUCAUUGUUAUGACAAAGCCUUGUGUAAUUUUGUUAAUACAAUGUGGACUUUUAAUUAUGAUUUUUCUUUUUUUCCGAUUUGAUUUUAUUAUUAUAGCUAUAUAAAAGGUAAUUUAUUCAACUAAUAAUCACGAGCCGGGAUUGUAUUUUCCCGAAUAAUCCAAUCAACCCAAAAACAUUUUAUUUUAUUUUUUUAGCUUAAACUCCAGUAAAAAAUAUUUUUAUAAUGCAAUUUAAUUCCCCCUGUAUUUAUUUAAUGGCUAGUUAUUUUAUCAUGAGCCUGGAUUGUUUUUUCUCUAAAUAAUCCAGUUCGCCAAAUAGUCUUUUUUUUUUUUUUUUUUUUUGUAGGUUAUACUCCAAUAAAAUAAUACUUCUUUUAUCCCCCCCACCCCCCAAAUUUGUUUCAUUUUAUUCAUAUAUCGUUUUUGGGGGGUUUAAACUCCAGCAGAUAACAUUUUUCAUAUUUGGAUUUAUUCCUGUAUUUAUUUUUCCAUGGCUAUGUCUUUAUUCGUAGACCUUUUGUGGUCUGCAUCCUCUUUAAAGAAUCUCAUUCUGCAUAUAUGAUUUAUGAAUAAUAAUGUAGUUCUACCUCUGAUUUCUCUGUAGGUGCCAGACAUUUAUCAUUGUGUGCAAUUAUGGUUGUGAUCAAAACACUGAUUUGGAAAAAUUUUUUUUUUUUUUUGCAAAUUUUCCUUCCUUCCUUCCAAGUGACACUGCGUAUAUGUCACUUUUUUUUUCUUUCUUCAAAAGCAUUUGAGUUUUUAUUUAUUGUGAUUUUAAUUUUUUUUUGUCAAACUACAGAAUUAUCUGUCUAUUUGAGUUGAAUAAUCCUUUCAAAUGUGAUGAUAUUGAAUCAUAUUUCAGUGUUUGUAAGUGGUAUCAAAAUCUAUGCAAGGAGUGUGAUGCACAAGACUUCAAGUGAAUGUGACGCAAACAAGACUGUUGUUUAAGCUGCUUUCGACACAAGACAAAUCAACACAAAGUCGUCCGUGUAAAUUGUCUGUUGACAUCUUUUCGGUCUUUUUCCACAAUGUUUUUUUUUUUUUUAAAGUUUAGGCAAUUUUAUACGUGCACCUUAUGGGCUCAACAAUUGGAAAAAAAUCCACACAGAAGAAACUUUUUUUUUUAUGGUGGUGUGUUUUUGAAUUAAAAAAAAUACAAUAAAACACCAAAUUAUUUGUAAA